AUGACAUCACCCCGUUGGAAAAUCUGUCUUCGAGCUGUGGAAGAAGCGCUAGCUCCCCUCAUGUACGCUUCGUAUUUUACGUACCAGAACCUGCACGCGUCAUCGUCACAGUUUGCUGAUUUCGUCGGCGAAGCAGUGCAGGAGUUUCUCCGCGGCGUGGAUGAUUCGUCGUACUUCACUGCGUUCUCUAAGGCAGCUUUCCGAGACGUAUUGAGCAAGACGCAUUUUAGAGUACUCGGACCCCCGUGGGUGAGUGAAAGCGCUGCUAUGGAAGCCUACAUUCAAACUCUACCGGCCAUACGUCCAGCACACACGGCUCUGCAGUCAUACACGGGCGUAUACGAAGCCAGCUUUCUCUACUCCCUGUCUCGUGGCUUUUCGCAGCAAUGGACGCGGUCUAUCUUCGCGACCGAUUGCUGGCACGAGCUGAACCCUCGCACUCUGUACGUUCCGCUGCUGACAUUCAACGCGACUCUUUGGUCCCACCCUGAUACCCAGUCUCUGCAAGUCUCCCGGGCCGGCUUUCGUGUGCAAGAGUGCAUUCUGGAGAUGCUCUUAGGACAUACCGCCUUCGUGAACGACCAUCUGCAGUGGUGGCUGGACGAAGCGACCAAGCAUAAGAUAGAAAGUAGUGAGGCUUGCCUCAAUAGAAUUGCAGGGCGAGGCAACAUAAGGGAGCCUCUCGCCAUUGUCAAGCGUAGCUUGUCGGUUCGUCUUGCGUACGAACAGUUUCAGAGAAGCGUGAAUGCGUCCGGAAGCAAGCUUAGGCUUAGCCUUCCCAACGGCAAACUGCUUACCGACAAGCAACUUUUCUUCGUCCUGCUGGUGCUGCAGUCCUGCGAAAGCAGGCCCGCUGAAGACGCCGCUCCAAGCUCGGAACUCGAGUGGAACACCGCACUUGGAAACGAUCCCGAACUGUCAGUGGCAUUCGGUUGUCCCCGUGGUUCCACGAUGAACCCGGCGAGGAAGUGCGGGGUAUAA
This is a messenger RNA of Rhipicephalus microplus (southern cattle tick), 981 nucleotides long. Its product is annotated as membrane metallo-endopeptidase-like 1. NCBI's taxonomy places the organism in Eukaryota, Metazoa, Arthropoda, Arachnida, Ixodida, Ixodidae. Gene Ontology annotation, cellular component: plasma membrane. The record is from RefSeq and is a predicted model, not a curated record. Gene Ontology annotation, biological process: protein processing. Gene Ontology annotation, molecular function: metalloendopeptidase activity.